AUGUCAGAAAAACCCAUCAAAUUAACCAAAAAACAGCAAAAAGCAGCAGCCUUCAGAACCAAAAAGAAAGGAAAAGCAAUCCUAGAAGAACCAUCAGCAUUUCCAGAAGCAGAUGAAGAAGAAAAUGAACCGAUCAUACCAUCCAAAUCAACCAAAGAAACAAAAGAUAAAUCAGAAAAGAUUAUCAAAUCAAAUAAACGAAAACGAGAAGAUAAUACUUCGACUUCGAAAACUAAUAAAACAAAUGAAGAAGAAGAAGGAGAAGAAGGAGAUAAAGUGAUAGGAGCAGCAGCUAUAAGAAGAAAACGAAAAAAAGCAGCACAAGCUAGAAAAUAUGAAGAAGAGAAAAUCAAAAAAUCAUCGAAAUUGAUUUUGUUUGUUGGAAAUUUACCAUUUGAUAUGACGAGUGAAAAACUCACAUCAUUUUUCUUAGAACAUUGUGAGGAAGAACCAGAAGUACGAUUAAUGACACAUAAAUCGACCAAGAACGAAACUGGACAACCCACAAAUGCAACUAAAGGAUGUGGAUUUGUCGAAUUUAAAACCUCAGCUGCAUUACAAAAAGCCUUAAGAUUACAUCAUACACCGAUGAAUUGUGAAUCAACAGGACAAGAAAAUCAAAAGAAAUCCAGAAAGAUCAAUAUAGAAUUAACGGCCGGAGGAGGAGGUAAAUCAGAAAGUAGAUUAAAGAAAAUCGAAGUAUCAAAAGAAAGAUUAAAUAAACAACGUGAGAAACGGAUAGAGAAGAAUUUGAAAGAGAUCACAGAGAAAAGAUUGAAGUAUGGACUUGAAGCUUUAGAACCUGGUGAAGAAGAUGUGACCGUUAAGUUUGGGAGCAAAAAGAAAUCCGAAGAGGCUGGGCUUGAGGAAGGAAAAGCGAAUUGGGGAUCUAAAUCGAGUUCUGGUCCAGGUGCUAGUACAGUUACUCAUUCUUCUAAAUCUUCUAGAUUUAAAGGUAGACCUCAAUCUAGUGGUGCGAAUUCUAUUAGACUCACUUGA
This is a messenger RNA of Melampsora larici-populina 98AG31, 999 nucleotides long. RefSeq lists its product as uncharacterized. Lineage: Eukaryota; Fungi; Basidiomycota; Pucciniomycetes; Pucciniales; Melampsoraceae. The coding region runs from base 1 to 999 and encodes 332 amino acids. The record is from RefSeq and is a predicted model, not a curated record. The transcript has 2 exons. Gene Ontology annotation, molecular function: RNA binding.